UUUUGUGUAGCAAACGAAAACCAGUACAGUAGUCGCUAGACUAUCACCUCUACUCAAUUUACCCAGGCUAUGGCUAUUCUAGGAACACAACCCCAAAAACAUCUCUAAACAUCAACAAUGGGUCAACUUCUCAGUUGUUGCCCGCGCCGUGGCGCGACUGAGGCUUCCGCGAAGGUCACUCCUGCCAAACCCGGAGUUCUAGACCGGUCUGAUGACCUCUCGAAUAUUGCGGUCGCCGGACCACCCAUAACGGCCACGGCGGUUCUCUCCGAGGUCCCCUCCGAUGUGGACAAACAGAAGGACUUGGAGAGAAUUCAGCUCACCACCGCGUCUACGACCGUUUCUGAUGUAGAGCUGCCGGACGUCCUAUCCAGGAAAAAACACCCAGUUCCAUCCAAUUUGUUAUGCAGAACAUGCAUAAGCUUAAGCUGCAGUGUUUGUCAUGCAAAAAAUGGAUGGGUAUGGGUGUUUUUUCCUGGAUACGUCCCUGUCGAGAAGCAAUUCAUUCCGCCCCCAGCCACUUUCCUCGACCUCCCGCCGGAACUCCUCAUGACGAUCUCCGAGUUCAUUUCGAAGAACAAACGAUCGCUCUGUGUGAUUUCAAAGUCGUUUUUCAAGAACGCGAAUUUCACCGCCUUUCCGAGGAACGAACUGAUUUUGGAAGCGUGUCGCCGGGGAUACGCGGCGUGGCUAAAUUUGGUUCUGGUGGACGAGGAGAAUGUUGCAACAAUUGUGGAUGAAAACGAUAAAACGGCUACAUUCCUUCCAGUCAUCCCUGAACAACUGUUAGAAAAACUUUCCUCCAUCUACGACCGCUGUAAGAUGACGAUUUUUCACCACUCCGUUGAGUCCGGAAACGCGGAGACGGUGAAAUUCUGGAUCGAUUUGUUUUCCAAAACAGCGAACCCAAAUCUGGAAUUGUUGGAAAAAUUGCUAAACUCCCAAGACGUGUGGAAGUGCGUUCCGAUGCACCGGUGCCGAACCGCGGAGAUCGCGACAUUGCUAACCACGGUGAAAGCAACAGAUCCACAGAACAAAAGCAAGGAAAUCAAGAUCAAACCCAAGCUGAACCUCGUGACCCGGGCGGAUGUGAAGGACACGCUCAUUCAAGCGGGGGAUUCCGUGGGUCAUGUUGCAGUCCGGUAUGAUAAACCAGAAAUGCUCCAGGCAUUAAUCGACCAGAUGAAGCAGACCGGCUUGGAUUUGAACAUCAGCAAUCGAAACGGGGACUCUCCUUUGGACAUCGCGGUCGAUCUGAAAAUGCCGGCUUGUAUCCUGUGCAAAAGUAUCGUACUCGUAUUGCAGUCAUGCAUUUACAAAUCUUUUUCUCAGCGUAAAUCUGCAUUACAAAUUUUAUUUCGCAUGCUGAGGAAAUUUGUCAUGCAUUUAUACGAGUGCGAUACUUUUGCAAUGCAUAGCUUGCGGAUCCUUACUAGUGAAAGCAAACGCAAGCCGUGCGCAAUGGUCCGCGCGGAAAAUGACCUGGUACCAGGUAUGGCCUGCUCAAACGUUACAAUCUCAAACGUUACAAUAGAAUCUGAGAUUUGUCUUGCAUGAUGGACAUGACAGACUCGCAGACCAUUCCACUUUCUGCAAUACAAAUUUCGCCAGAUUGUAGUGCGCAUUGGGACUCCAGAACUUGUCAUGCGCAAUCCUAUGAGAGUUGGCUAGAUCAUGCACUCUUGCAUCACAGAUUUCAAUAUUCUAUUGUAACGCUUGAGAUUGUAACACCUGAGCGGGUUAUACCAGGCAGUAGAGACGAAAAUGGUGUUUGUAGUGGAGUUAUCAAACGUAAAAAUGUCUGGGUCUGGAAGAAUGGAACUUGUGCUGCUAAAUCUGAAUAAUCCAAAAAUCUGUGUUGCGUAAGUGCCAAAAGCUGUCCGCUUUUGACCAAGUUGGGAGGGAGUUUCUCGUGCAGGAAAGGCAUGACAGAAACCUCAAAGAAUCUGUCAUGCUGGGUCUCGCAUUGCAGACCUCAUGGGUCAUGGAAAACCUGCAUCACAAAUCUUGCAUUCUUCCAGACCCAGACAUUUUUGCAUUUGAUAGGAGUACAUGAAAACGAAGGGUCUAGCAGCUCCCGGCGGGGUGAACUUCCAGCAAAACAACAGCACGGGGGCUCCUGGGGGGACGGGAUUAUCAGGACAUCAGGGAACAAACAACAGCGAAACGGGGGAAGCGGCGCUGCAUUUGGCGUGUAGCUCGUUUUCUAGUGAAGACGGUAGUCUCGUCGUCCCACUGGUCGCGGGAACUACAGGGGUGCAGCACACAGCUGUGCACCCGAUAAAAGCAAUAGACACCGGCGUCCUCGUCCUAGACCCCGAGAUCUGCAAAAUCCUGUUGGAUUCCAAAGCGGACGCAACUUUACGCGAUAAGUCCGGGCAAACGGCGCUGCACAAAGCGUGUGUCUCAAUGCGGAACGUGUUGGGCUGCAAGGAUGGUAUUAAGCACUGCCACAAAGAUCAUUCGCAAGAGGCUGCAAAUAAAAUGCGCGACAACGAGAAGAAGGUCUUACAAACCUGUGAUUUUUUGUUGAAAGCGAAUCCGCGGACUGUGGCGUACCAGGACAAUGAGAAGUGCUCCGCUUUGAUGCUAGCAGCAGGCUCUGGCAGCUUGGAGCUCUUGAAGUUACUGAUCAGCUACUGCAGUGCAACCAAUCUAGAGAGGGAAAGUAGCGGUGUCGCGGGAGCAGGAGCAACAUCAACAUCUACAUCAUCCACUCCAACAGCGCAUCAAUCCGAUUUAUCGCCCUCGAAACUACCGCAAAACAGCAGGUCGCAAGACCCGGAGAAGUUGAUUCUCGAGUCCCGGGACGUGCAGAAAAGGAAUUUGCUCCACUACGCCUGCACGUUCGACAAUGUGGAAGUGGUGAAAUUUCUCAUGGAAAACUACAUUUUGAACGAAACAGAACAUCCUCAAAACACGACGCCCACAUCAAGUACAAAUUCAAUCAAAAACCGAAAAUUACUGACCACCGCCGUGGACGAACGAGAGCGGAUUCCCUUCAUGACGGCCAUCGUCUCCCGGGCGAGAAAUGUUUUACAGUAUUUCCUCGAAUUAGAAAAGCAGAGACCAACCACAUCGCUCAUCACAAAACAAGUGGAUCAGCAGCUUCAGACACCACUGAUGCUGGCUUGCGGCGACGCGGAAUUGGUGGAAAUUUUGCUGAAGGACGAAGAAAUUAUGAACUCCGAGAUGAUCGAGGAAGUCGACUGGGAGGGCAGAAACGCGUGUCAUAUUUCUUGCCAGUUGGGAGAUGUGGAGUCGUUGCGAUUGCUGACGGAGGUCAUGGAUCGGAAGUACAGUGAUGAGAGCGAAAAUGUAGCGGGAUCCGAGCUUCUACUGAAUAACACAAUGGACUGGGGCUGGACCUGCUUGAUGCUGGCCUGUGACAAAGGCAGCUUGGAGUGCAUCGAGUUUCUGUUGCAGACAGGGAAAGAAAAAGAUGUUGACAUGGCAGCACCAGCAUCAGAAACUUCUUCUACGUCAAAGAUUUUAAACCAACUCAAUGCCCGGCGGUCCGACGGCUGCACGGCGAUGUUGGUUCUCGGGAAAACGGAUCAGAUUUCUAUCAAAUGCAAAAAUGUCUGGGUCUGGAAACUUGUGAUGCUGCAUUGCGCAUGAUUGAAGCGCUUCCAAUGGCAGCCAAGCAUGACAAGUUUUUGAGAGGCCUUCUGAUGCCUAGCAGGUAUUACAAAUUGCGUUUUUGCAUGACAAAGAAAGCCUCUCUUUUGCUGCUCAUGCAACACAGAUUUUCCAGGAAUGCAUGACACGCAUUACAAGCUCACUUUUCCAGACCCAGACAUUUUUACAUUUGAUAAUUUCCACCGGAGACCAACUUGUCCAGAUCUGGGAAAAGAUUUUACUACAGGCAGAGGAUAAAAACCAGAAACCAGUUUCGGAUUUGAUUCUCUUCCAACUCACCCACGAUAAAGAAUCUUCCUCCUCCCGAACCUUACUCCAUUUUGUCGCGCAGAACCCGCAUAUAGAAGUGAACAGCUGUCAUACCGCGCUGGACUUUUUGCUCGCAAAAGGUGCGGAUGUGAACGCAAAAGACUCCGUGAACUGGACGGCUUUGCAUUACUGCUGUCAGAAGGGGGAUUUGCUGUCUGUCGAAGUGUUAUUCAAAUACAACGCGGUCGAUUCGGAAGAUGACGUCGGGGUGUCCGCCAGGAGUCUGGCGGAAAAAUGCGGGCAUCACCAUUUACUGAACGCGUUUCCCGGCAAUGUGAACUACACGCUGAAUGCCACGGGGGGCAGCUUGGGCGGAAACAGUUUAGGAAGUGGGAGCUCGCCGAUGCGGGCGUGA
Messenger RNA from Amoebophrya sp. A120, 4306 nucleotides. NCBI's taxonomy places the organism in Eukaryota, Dinophyceae, Syndiniales, Amoebophryaceae. The record is from the annotation of a GenBank genome assembly.